UCGCGGGUCGCGGCUCGCUUAGUUUGGCUCCGACAUCCGAAGUGAAAAGUUGUGUUCUUCUCGGCGCGAUCGUUGUGACCGCGUGUUAAUUCUCGAACCAUAUACAUUACUUUCGCGUUGUAAGUUUUGAGUUAUGUGUGUGUUUUAGUGUUUGUGUGUACGGAUAACGUUUCUCGCAGGAUUAAAUAUGUGGUCCGGCAAGAAGACUGAAGGGGGCGCUGGCACACCCACUGAAGAGGAGAUUAAAGUUGUCCUAGUGGGUGACACACAGUGCGGAAAGACAUCACUCGUACAGCGGUUUGUGACUGACAAUUUUGUUGAGGCGUACACACCAACCGGCUUUGAAAAAUAUGGAUACACUUGCACAGUAGCUGACUAUAGAGUUAAUUUCUCUGUAUGGGAUACGUCAGGAACAGCGGCAUACGACACAGUGAGGCCGCUCGCUUAUCAAGACGCUAAAAUAUUUAUGUUAUGUUUCAACAUUGCUGAACCAGAGUCUCUAAAUAACGCCGCUGCAAAGUGGUACCGCGAAGUCCGCACACAUGGUGGAUCAGCUCCGGUGCUCCUCUGCGGCUGCAAGGCUGACCUGAGACACGACAAGGAGACUUUAACCAUGCUGUCCAAACUUAGAACGCAUCCGGUCACUAGCGAAGAGGCCUUAUCAGUUGCUAGACAGCUUGGUGCCACAACGUACGUGGAAACAUCAGCGAGAGCUUCCAGUAAGGGCGUGAAAGAUGCAUUCGAAGUAGCAGCACUAGCGGCUUUAGGAAAACUUAACAAACAACAAAUUAAACAACAGAAGCAAGUCGGACGCAGCAAAAGCAAACGGGACCUGAAGGCUGAACUAAAGGGGCGGGCGAAGAGUUGCUGUGUCAUGUGAUCCGUAGCCGGCCACCCUUCAAGGUGGCCGCACGACUGCUAGGCGACCACCGCCCUUCCAUCCUUCAGACGAAAUAUGAAAUUGAGCAAUUUGCCAAUCAUACACACAAGAAAAGAUUGUGGGCCUAACGUUAAGCCUUGUGGAACUCCUAACGUGAUGAGUGCUAAAUUUUUAUAAUGGGAAAUAGGCGUUUCUAGAUUAUUGGAACAGAGUUCGGUUAAUUUUUAAUAAUAAGCGAAGGUGCAAUGUCGAUAACCCCCAGGGUUAGAGCGUGAGACUGUGAUAUGCAAAUGACAUACGGUUCGAUAGAGGCAAGAUAAAUUAUACCAAAUACGGCCAAUUUUAAGUAUUUAAAUUAAGGUUUUAAUACAUAAUUAAAUAGUGAUUUGGUUGAAAGGACUGAUACAUUUGGUAUAAUUUAUGAAAUGGAAAGGAUACGCUCUACGCUCCCAAAAUUUGAUAAAAGCAUAAAUAUAACGUAUACUUAAUCUUAAAGAAAUUAUGUAGAGGAAUACGUGUUUUUCAUAUACAUAAAAAUCGAUGUUUUUCUAUAUUAAUGCAUUUAAGGUGUAAAUAUAAGAAUAAUGGUAAAACCAAUGCUCUGUUUAUUUUAGCCAGAGCAUAUAAUUUGUGUGAUAAAAAUACGUAAGUAUUUGAACGAAUAUGCACAAUUUUGGACAAUAUUUGUUGAAUUACGGAGGUCCAUUCGAUCGUUAGUUCCACGUCCAAUUUUGCUACUUUAGAUUAGAUUUUGUACAUUUAGUACAUGUGAAUUGAUGUUGCUUUUAGUAUCAUCAGUUUCAUGUGUAAUUGUUACAUGUUUUAGGUAUUGUAUUUAUUGCCUAGAGGCUCAAGAACAGCGUUGAAGUUAGCAACGUUAUCAAAAGCUUUUGUAAGAACUUUCUGUUGUGAAACAAUAAUUGUAUGACUUGUUUACGCGAGUAUAAUCAGAUUUUUUUAAUCAACUCCAUUUAAUUAUCACUGUUUUAGAUAUAAAAUGAAUUUACGAUUCUAAUCUGUAUUGGGUUUGUCAUACCCGAACAGAAACUAUUUUAAAACUGUUGAUAAUGAUACUUGUGUAUCACAUGACGUGUUUCGAAUAUUGCUACAAUCUCACGAAAAUAAAUCGAAUUUAAAAUUAUUACUUGAACCCUUUCUGACAAAUUUGUAACAAAUAAUGUUUAAUGUUUUUAGUUUAAAAGUUAAGUCAAUAAGCUUUAAAUUGAUUGUUAGCUUUAAUUACAGUACAUUAAAUUAUAUUACAUCCUAAAAAAACUUAUAUUUUCCUUAAACAUUUCGUACAAAAGAGUUUAUUUACGAAAAUAUUUAUUGUAUGAGACAUAUCGUAUAUUUAAGAUUUUUUUAAUUCCCGUAAAUGAUUUUUGUGAAAGUGUUGAUAAAUUAAUAAGACUUUAGUAAAUUCUGUUUUCUAUUUAUCAACACUUCGAACUUAGCACAAUGCAUGUUUUUGUAUUAAGCCGAUCGUUACUUGAUGUUGUUUCUAGAAUUUGAAAUAUAGAGUUCGAUGUUUUUGUA
Molecule: messenger RNA, 2416 nt
Organism: Pieris napi
Lineage: Eukaryota; Metazoa; Arthropoda; Insecta; Lepidoptera; Pieridae
Product: rho-related GTP-binding protein RhoN-like
Exons: 7
Coding region: 188-880 (230 amino acids)
Biological process (GO): small GTPase-mediated signal transduction
Molecular function (GO): GTPase activity; GTP binding
Source: RefSeq, a predicted model, not a curated record